This is a messenger RNA of Megachile rotundata (alfalfa leafcutting bee), 1424 nucleotides long. It is a transcript of the gene tilB, whose product is annotated as touch insensitive larva B. The record is from RefSeq and is a predicted model, not a curated record. NCBI's taxonomy places the organism in Eukaryota, Metazoa, Arthropoda, Insecta, Hymenoptera, Megachilidae. Gene Ontology annotation, cellular component: cytoplasm. Gene Ontology annotation, biological process: outer dynein arm assembly. Gene Ontology annotation, molecular function: protein binding.
GAAUGAUAGAACGACGAAACACGAGUUAUCGUUUAACUAGAGUUACGUCGAUACGCUACCGCGCUGCUUAGCGACCGCCGCGCGUCUUUGUCGACAGCGGACGUUACGACAUCGGUCAACAUGACGAGGAUUACGCUCGAUCUGAUACGAAAGCGUUCGGAACACAACGAAGGAGAAAUAUCUACGUUAGAAGAGAUCGCUCUGCAUCAAGAGAACAUCGAGAAGAUCGAACUGAUCGAUAAAACGUGUAAGCAUUUGAAGAUUCUGUUAUUGCAGAACAAUCUCGUGUCGAGGAUCGAGAACCUCAGCAGGUUAAAGGAGCUGGAGUAUCUGAAUCUGGCGUUGAACAAUAUAGAAGCGAUCGAGAACUUGGAGGGAUUGGAGAGUUUGAAGAAGCUGGAUUUAACCGUAAAUUUUAUCGGCGAUCUACGAGGGAUCAAGAGGUUAAGGUGCAACGAACGAUUGGAGCAACUGUUCUUGAUGGGAAAUCCGUGCGCUGAUUACGAAGGUUAUAGAGAAUACUCGAUCGCGACGCUGCCGCAGCUGAAGGAGCUAGACGGAACACCGAUCGAACGGUCCGAACGCAUCAAAGCGUUGCAAGCAUACGCUCGUCUAGAGGGAGAAAUCGCGGAGAGCUGCGCGAGACACGAAAAAGCUAGGAAAGCGGAAAUUCUCCGUGGUCACGGGAGGAUCGUUUCUUCAUCGGAAAACGCGGAGGUAGACGAAGACACCGACGAUGAAAAAUUCUGGAAACGAACUAGUCAUCACACGCCGGAAGAACGCGUUGCCAUCGCGGAACGAUUGGCCCGAAAACAGGAGUUAAAAAAUCGAGAAAAGAAUCGGAAAAACGAAUCGCGGGUCAAUUACGAACAGAAAUUAUUCAGUCCUGAUGGCAGGCCGUACAACACGAAUCAGCCAAAGGUACCGUUCAAGUUGGACCACGAACGGUACGGGGAUCGCGUGGUAUUGGAAGUUACCGUGUACAAGUAUUUGGACACUUGCCACCUCGACGUGGACGUCCAGCCCAACUACGUGCGCGUUACGAUCAAGGGAAAGGCGUUACAGCUCACUCUCCCUUGCGAAGUAUCGGUCAGCGGCAGCACUGCCGAGAGAAACACGACGAACGGUACGUUGGUCGUGACGAUGCCGCGGUUAGAGCCGGUGCCGGUCGUCGGCAACGCGUUCGUGAAAAACGAGAAACAUUCUGGUACUCUACAACCGCAACGAUCCUCGACGUCGAUGAGGGAAUACUUAGAGAUCGGUCCGGCUUCGGACGAUCUAGACUUUUCGAGGAUCGUAAAAGGUCGGACCGGGGAGACUGGAGGAAGAAAAGAGAUCUCGAAACUCGAGGAAAGUCGGAUCAAUUACGAUUCGUCGGAGGUGCCACCGUUGGAAUGAGGAAAUCCGGGGAUCGCUUCGACGAU